Trichosurus vulpecula (common brushtail) is the source of this 1218-nucleotide messenger RNA. It is a transcript of the gene SPAG4, whose product is annotated as sperm associated antigen 4. NCBI's taxonomy places the organism in Eukaryota, Metazoa, Chordata, Mammalia, Diprotodontia, Phalangeridae. Gene Ontology annotation, molecular function: protein-membrane adaptor activity. Gene Ontology annotation, biological process: nuclear envelope organization. The coding region runs from base 1 to 1218 and encodes 405 amino acids. The transcript is spliced from 13 exons. Gene Ontology annotation, cellular component: meiotic nuclear membrane microtubule tethering complex; nuclear envelope. The record is from RefSeq and is a predicted model, not a curated record.
AUGCGGCGAAGCCCCAGGCCGGGUUCAGCUGUACCCCCCCACAAACACAACCCAGAUUUCUACAGCGACCGCAGCAACAGCUCAGUGAGCGCCACCUCGCGGGACAGCGGCUCCCGCAGAGGCAGCCGGAGGUCACAGGUGGGCUGGAAGCAGUCUUCUGAGCCUUGCGCUACCCAAGCGGGCGGAGCGGAAGGUCUAUGGCUGAGCACCGCAGUGAUAGCCACGGCAGCAGGAGCAGCCACAGAGCCUCGCAGCCUCCAUCAUGCACCCGCGGAGCUUUCCCAGGACCGCCCCGUCCAGCAGCAAAUGAAGAACCUGAUGACCCUUGUCCUCCAGGCGCUGGGAUUUUUUCCCGCCGUGUUUGGAGAAGUCCUGGGUGCCUUCUGCAGGUGCGGGGAGGUCCGUUCUCUCCGCUUCCUGCUUACAGCCUUUCUGUUCUUCAGUGUCUUCACGGCUGUGGUAUGGGGUGCACUUAUGUAUUUUGCCCCUGUCUGGGAUGAGGAAACCAAGGAGUUCCGGACUCUGAGUGAAUACCAUGAGAGGGUCCACUCCCAGGGGCUGCAGCUGCAAGAACUUCAGGCUGAGCUUGACAAACUCCACACGGAUGUGUCCAGCAUCCGAGCAGCCAACAGUGAGAGGGUGGCCCAGCUUGUGUUCCAGAGACUGAAUGAAGAUUUUGUGCAAAAACCUGACUAUGCGCUGAGUUCCGUGGGGGCUUCCAUCGACCUAGACAAAACAUCACAUGACUAUGAGGACAGGGAUACAGCUUAUUUCUGGAAUCGGUUCAGCUUUUGGAAUUAUGCCAAGCCCCCCACCAUCAUCCUGGAGCCUGAUGUCUUCCCUGGGAACUGCUGGGCCUUCCAGGGUUCUAAGGGCCAGGUGGUCAUCCGGCUGCCUGGCCAAGUUCAGCUAAGCGACAUCACCCUGCAGCACCCACCACCGAGCGUGGCCCACACUGGAGGUGCUAGCAGUGCCCCCAAGGAUUUUGCUGUCUAUGGCCUCCAGGGUGAUGACAAGACUGAAAUUCUCUUGGGAAAAUUCACCUUUGAAGUGGAGAAAUCAGAGAUUCAAACAUUCCAUCUGAAGAAUGAGCCCCCCAUGGCCUUCCCAAAGGUGAAGAUACAGAUUCUCAGCAACUGGGGACACCCACGUUUCACCUGCUUAUACCGAGUGCGGGCCCAUGGGCUUCGGAGUCAUGAUAAUGCAGGGAGAAGAUAG